UUUUUUAUAUACAUAUAUAGAUAUCAUCAAAAGACAAUCGAGAUAUGGAUAAUUUUAUUGCAGAUUUAAAAUACAUAGUCAAACAAAAAUCGACGAUAGUUAGAAAUUUUAAAGAAGAAUUCUCUUGGAUAAAGAAAACAGCUUUAAAACAACAUUACUACACUUACCACGGAUCUCUAACAACGAAACCGUUCACAGAAUGUGUAAUCUGGAUAAUUUUUACCAAACCCAUUCAUAUAUCUAGGAGACAGUUAAUGAAAUUCAGAGAGUUACAUUCAAGUCAUAACGGAGUUUUAAUAAACGAAAACGAUAGACCUCUUCAACCAUUUAAUAAUAGAACAAUUGUUUAUGGAUAUUAAAAUUGUAAAAAACUAUUUAAUUUAACGUCCUCAUUCAUCAUUAUAAGUACUAGCCACUUGGUACUUAGUUAUUACUUAGUAUUAUCAAUAAUAUUUCUAUCAAAGUUAUUGUUAAAGUGCAUUAUUUGAGUUUUGGAUUAUGAAUUAUGAGAUAUUAUCAAAAUUGAAAUAAAUUAUUGUUCGUGUGUAUUGA
This is a messenger RNA of Acyrthosiphon pisum (pea aphid), 552 nucleotides long. RefSeq names its product carbonic anhydrase 7. The transcript has 2 exons. The record is from RefSeq and is a predicted model, not a curated record. Gene Ontology annotation, molecular function: carbonate dehydratase activity; zinc ion binding. The coding region runs from base 45 to 359 and encodes 104 amino acids. NCBI's taxonomy places the organism in Eukaryota, Metazoa, Arthropoda, Insecta, Hemiptera, Aphididae.